AUUUUAGUUAUUUCAGAUUCCACAAGAUUACUAUUCGCUACUUGGUGGAUAUUCAUAACGAUAUUAACAUCAUUCUACACGGCUAAUCUGACUGCAUUUUUGACCCUCAGUAAAUUUACUUUGCCCAUCAAUGAGCCUAAAGAUUUAUUAGUGAAGAAUUACAAAUGGACUGCGAGACAGGGUAGCGCGGUGGAAUAUGUCGUUAAAAACCCUGACGAAGAACUGAACUACCUUGCUCCUAUGAUCGGAAAGCGGGCACAACUCAAUGAUCCCUCCAACGAUACAGCAUUUCUAAAUAUGAUAGAAAGUGAAAAUUACGUACUGGUACGAGAUCGUCCAGCUGUGGAUUUACUGAUGUACAAUGACUACCGAGCCAGAAGUGACGUGGAUGAAUCCAGGAGAUGCACAUUCGUGGUGACGCCGACUAAGUUCAUGACCAAGGGAAGAGCUUUUGCGUAUCCUAUGAAUAGUCGGCUAAGGGAACUGUUCGACCCUUUAUUAUUAGCUCUGGUGGAAUCUGGAAUAGUUAAACAUCAAACACAAGCAGAUCUGCCAAAUACUGCAAUAUGCCCACUGGAUUUAGGAAGCACGGAAAGACAACUACGAAAUGGAGAUCUGAUGAUGACGUACAUGGUGGUUGUUGUUGGUUUUGCCACUGCUCUGAUCUUCUUCAUUGGAGAGAUUACGUAUAGAUAUUUCAAAUUCGGCAGUAAAAUGAGGCGUGGUCACACACCAGGCGACAGAAUGCGCCACAAGAACCAACACCAGUCGCAAAAGAUUCAAAAUGUAUUGCAUCAUCACCAAAAUUUACUUAACAAUAAUACUCAUGGAGCCCAAUUUGAAUACAACAACGUCUAUGCUAAUGUGAACGAUUAUGCUCCAAAUUCAGUCAACAUACCCAGCAAGAAAAGACCUUGGGGAGGACGCUCAGACUCCGAUCAUUACAUAACACCGCCACCAGCCUACGGAUCGCUAUUCAAACAAUCAUUAGCAGGAUCUAACAACUUAGGCAACAUAGCACCUAAACAUCAACAUCAACAUCAUCAGCAGAACAUCAAUGGAAGAGAUUAUUACGUAGUGAAAACAGUUCAAGGAGAUACAAGGUUGAUACCAGUUAGGCAACCAUCUGCACUCUUAUUUCAGUAUACCAAUUAG
Molecule: messenger RNA, 1155 nt
Organism: Ctenocephalides felis (cat flea)
Lineage: Eukaryota; Metazoa; Arthropoda; Insecta; Siphonaptera; Pulicidae
Product: ionotropic receptor 93a-like
Exons: 6
Biological process (GO): monoatomic ion transport
Cellular component (GO): membrane
Molecular function (GO): signaling receptor activity; ligand-gated monoatomic ion channel activity
Source: RefSeq, a predicted model, not a curated record